GCUAUCGGGGGAGAAUUAAUUUUUCGAGAGAUGGUGGAGUUCGAUCAUAAACCGCUCGAGCAUGACGCGGGGUUCGACGGGCCCCUGAGGAGACGCUCGUGCACGGACGUCCCUUGUCUUGUGAUAUUUCUAGUGUUCGUUGUGUGCUGGAUCGGUCUUGGAAUCUAUGCUUUGUCCUCCGGAAAUGUAAAAACUCUGCUGGCCCCAACGGACAGCGAAGGUCGAAGAUGCGGAUUGGAUUCAGAAGUAUCGAAUAAGCCGUACCUCUUCUUCUUCGAUCUAACGAAAUGCGAUAUCGAUAGAAAGCGAUGUGACACGCCCCAAGUGUGUCUGGAGAAAUGUCCGGACAGGAACUGGCGCUUCAACCGGUCCGACGCCCUGGACUAUACCAGGGAGAGGAUCAUUUGCAGGCCGGGGGUGGACGUUACCAAUAAAAAUACCAAUGAGAUUGAGAAUUUGAUUAAUGUCACAGCCUGCGCCCCCAUGUAUUUCAAGGGGAAAUCCAUCGUGCACAGGUGUUUUCCCCUGGACCUUGGCACCGACUUCAUCGAUGACGUUCUCCUGGUGAAGCUGAAGAAGUCCGAGGCCAUUAUCAAGUCCCUGGCAUAUGUUCAGGGGGUUUUCGAUAAAGUGAAAUCGUCUUAUGGAGCAGUCCUCGGGAUUAUCUGCGGUGGAGCCGUGAUGUGCAUCGUCUACAUGCUCUUGUUAAGAUGGAUCGCGCUGCCUGUCGUCUGCGUUACGAUAUUCGCAGUUUGCGCACUGCUGGUCCUCCUAGCCUGUCUGAGUUAUCAAGCAUACGCUCAAACUUCAUCAGCCCUCUGGUUGCUAGCUAUGAUUCUCAUUAUCUGCAUUGUCGGUAUUAUUGUCCUGGUGACACUAUGCAGUUGGCAGAGAAUUUAUCUAGCUUGCCAGCUGAUCAAGGAAGCCAGCAAGGCUAUAAUGUCUGUCCUCAGCAGCAUCUUCUUCCCAAUCCUCCCCUGGCUCUUCCACAUUGCCCUCCUCGUCUACUUCUUCCACAUAAUUUUCCUGUUGAUGUCUAUUAAAAAAACGACAUUCGCCGUUGAACAAUCCCCCAACGGCUUUCCUGACAGCUGCCAGUGCUCUGGAAACGUCAACUACACCCUCGGGGGUGCCUGCGACCCGAAAACAUUCGACUCCCAGUGCAAAGAGAACGGGGAGAUUUGUAUCUCCCGGGUAUGCCGUCUCCAGAGUGUCACCACCCCUGCCGGCAUAAUUUGGGCAUAUUUCAUACAUAUUAUCGGGGGUCUCUGGCUCGGUCUCUUCAUAUCAGCGGUCGGGGACAUGACGCUUGCAGCCACUUUCGCAACUUGGUAUUGGACACUUAAUAAAAGUGAUGUCACGUUUUUCACGGUUACUUUGGGCUUUUGGAGAACGGUGAGGUACCACCUGGGGACAGUGGCCUUCGGCUCCUUCCUCAUAACAAUCUGUCGUUUCUUCCGCCUCGUCAUGGAGUACCUCGAAUCCAUGUCGGAGAGCCAGUCGACAGGUGGCUGUGCCGCAUGCAUUCGCUGCUUCAUUCCCUGUCUCCUGGCUCUUCUCGAGCGAUUCGUCAAGUUCAUGACCGGAAAUGCCUACAUCAUCUGCGCGAUCUACGGAAAGGGGCUCUGCGACUCCGCCGGGGAAGCCCUCAGCCUCAUCAUGAGGAACAUUCUCCGGACCUCGAUUCUGAAUAAAAUAGUCAGUUGGGUGCUCCUCGGCGGGAAAGUCCUGGUCACAUGCAUGAUGGUGGCGAUCGCCUGGUGCCACUACAGGAAUCAGGACGAUCAGUUCUGGUGGGCGCCGACACUUCUGGUGGGGUUGGGCACUUUCCUAGUCGCCUCGGUCUUCUUCAGUGUCCAUUCUAUGGCUGUCGACACCAUCUUCUUGUGCUUCCUUGAGGACUCGGAGAAGAACGAUGGGUCGGAGGAGAAACCCUAUUUUAUGACUCGGCCAUUGGCUAAAUUACUUAAUAAAAAAUGAAGGGCAAAUCAAACUGCCUUGACUCAAUAUUCUCGACGAAUUGUCCUUGAAGAACGAAAAAUCUUUGAAAUCCCUCUGAAGUUAGCUCUCUCCUUCAUUAUUACUCAUUCCUUUGUCCCAUUUUGACAAGUCCACAUGUGUUAAUUUAUGUUUUCCCGUGUCAAUUAAAUGUGAAUAUGAAUC
Molecule: messenger RNA, 2163 nt
Organism: Diachasma alloeum
Lineage: Eukaryota; Metazoa; Arthropoda; Insecta; Hymenoptera; Braconidae
Product: CTL-like protein 2
Exons: 6
Coding region: 31-1980 (649 amino acids)
Biological process (GO): transmembrane transport
Cellular component (GO): membrane
Molecular function (GO): transmembrane transporter activity
Source: RefSeq, a predicted model, not a curated record